Molecule: messenger RNA, 1499 nt
Organism: Schistosoma margrebowiei
Lineage: Eukaryota; Metazoa; Platyhelminthes; Trematoda; Strigeidida; Schistosomatidae
Source: the annotation of a GenBank genome assembly
AAGAUAUUGGAUAUUGAAACACUGCCAAACGAGGCCUACUGUUAAAUGUGGUUGUUACAUAAACAUGAAUGUGUUAAUUUUUCCUACCUUGGCCUGCAAGACAUCUAAAUUCUGUGUCCAUAUUCGGCUCUUCUCUCAAGCAGCUGACAAAGCAUUACUCUACAAACUGCGCAAAUUGACAGGCUUCACUUUUUCGGCUUGCAAAGAAGCUCUCAUCAAACAUGAAAAUGAUCUUGAUAGGGCAAAAGAAUGGUUAGCUAGCGAAGCUGUUAGUCGAGGAUGGGACAAAGCAGGAAAACUAGCCGGAAGAGCGAUGAAUGAGGGUCUUCUAGGGGUCCUAGGUUCUCGAAGUCAUGCUAUUAUUGUCGAAGUUAAUUGUGAAACUGAUUUCGUCGCGAGAAACCAUUCAUUCCAGUCUUUAGUUGCCACAGCAGCUGAAACUGUUUUGACCAACUACAAUGAGCCUACUAAAUUAUCACUGGAUUCCGACCAGUUGGAUAAGUUGGUAACCUCCAACUCCUCUACGUUGAAAGAUAUUACGGUUUCAGCCAUAGGAUCUAUUGGUGAAAGUAUUCGACUAAAAAGAGCUGUCGGACUUUGUGUCCCUGAUAACACUAGCACAAGUUGUCUGGCUAUUUAUUCACACACGAGCUCAGAGAGUAUAUUACAAGGGAUACGAGAUGUCCGCUUUGGAAAGUAUGCUGCUAUCAUUCGCUAUAGACCAUUGAAUGACAAACCUGCCAAUGAUCCAUGGUAUGAACGAGCUUCACGUUUGGGGAGACAAGUUUGUCAGCAUAUUGUUGGCAUGAAUCCAAAUCCUGGAUUAGAACCUGUUGAAAAUCCAGCUGCCGAUCCAGAAGAAGAGAAAUCUCUCCUGCUACAACCCUUUCUAUUAGAUGAAACUAUACGUGUGGGCGAACAUUUAUCACGGAAUGAAAUGGUCCUUGAAGACUUUGUUCGUGUUGAAUGCGGAGAAGAUGAUCGAGUUGAUAAUUCAAAGAAUGUGUGAAAAACGGAAGUGCGAUUACUACAUAAUCAUCUUGAACAUGUAUAUUCAGGAUAAUUGUAAUUAUAAUCCACACUUAUCAAGCAAACUGUAACUUGUUUAUAUUAUUUUCUGUACAGAAUUAGUGGGUAUUGUUAAUACUGUGAACAAUCAUCUAUCAAAUGAAUUUCUUCAAGGCAUUUAGCGACUAUAGUCUGAGAUACUUCCUCAGGUUUUUUUCAACGCUAUUUUCUUCCUUAAAUUUUAUAUUAUUAUGUUUUCGAACAAGAUCAGACUGCUGUUCAAAUACGUUGAUGUCAUAUUUUUAAUUCAUAUUACUUUUGGGGUACAUAGUUAUUUAGAAAUUGCUCGUUUGAAUAUAGAUGAUAUUCAUCUUAUAUGGAAUGCAAAUCUUUGUAUUAUAUUCUUAUUAGGAUUUCAGUUAUCGUUUUCGAUGAGCUUUAGCGCCUACUAAAGAAUAUUCAAAUGUGAAUAUAAAAACUUAAAAUUUAUC